AUGGGUUUGUCCCAAGGCAUAAGCACGGAGCUGAAGGUCCCGCUUGCCUCAGCAUUUUUUAACACCUCCUCUGAUAGUCGGUUGAGUUUUAAGGCGCAUCUGCAUCCCUUCAUGUUGGCCUCGGAAAGCCCUUCGUCGGGGAGGCAUGCGGUUGAAUUUCCGAGCGUGUACGUCAUUUACGCCAAGGACGAACACGUGCGGAGCGGCAGUUGCAUGCUGGAAACGGUUGAGAUCACCGUGUCGUCGAGCACCAUCAGUCAUUUGAUUUUGUUCUCUGACAGGCUCUUAAGCGUGUACAGCACCGUCUCGAAGCCCUUCCACGUGGGUGGGAAGGCGGAGGAGACGGAGAAGGAAGUUGCCCAGCUACAGCCGCCAAGCAGUGCGGCCGCGGCGGCGCCGCCGGGGUGGAAGGGUCGCUUUGUGUUUCUCCUGGAGGGCCUCUGUGUCUCCUACCUCACCUCCAUGACCAACCUGCGCUUCUCUGUGCGGAAGCUCAAUGCGCUGGCGGACAUCUCCUCCGCGGGAAGGUACCGAAUAACAAGUCUGCUGGUGAGUGUCGCUACCGCGCAGCUCGCGCUUGUGGACCGCGACGACUACGACCAGCUGCAGUCCAUGCUGCGCCAGGCAACAGCUGCGGCCCGGAGCGAUGCAUCCUCGCCCAGCACGAAGGCGGCGCUGCUGCCCACGCACUCCCUUUCGAUGGCCUCGGAGGACCCCGUGCGGCUCGUGCGCCCGCUCGGCGGCUUCGUUUGGGGCCUGGUUGAGACCUCCUUCACGCUCUCCAGCGGGCGCAGCGACACAAACGAGGUGCGAGCGGCGAUCGAGAACAUCUUUGCGGCGUCGCAGGGACCCUCAGUGGACAUGCGUGAGCUGGAAAAGCUUGUCAGCACCGCCACGCGAUGGAAACUUUCGGUCGUCUCGCCGCUCAUCGUUGCGCGCGUCGGACUGGUGCCGCUGCUGCGGCAGUCCUUUGACGAGACGAAGGAGCUUGCGGAGAAGAUGCGGUUUGCCUCGCAGCGGGAGGGUCGUUUGUUCCGCCGCCAACUUUUCAAGCAUGCGGCUUACCACCGACUGGCACGCGUGCAGAAGCAGAUGGAGGCGCAGGUGCAGCGAACACAGCGGGAAAAUAUGCGGCGUCUGCAGGAGUUGACGGCGCAGGUGCUGCCUCGCGGCGUCGCCGCGUUCCAGGCACAUUCCCCCUAUACGUCACAGCCGCGGAUGAACAGUGGCACCGAUGCCAAGGAAAACCUCUUCAGCGCAAUGUCGGAUAACAAGUUCUUCGCUACGGUGUCGAAUUUUCUUGUGGUGAUGCCCUUUGGCGACGCAGCCUACCGCAACAUCGUCGAGGGGAAGCAGGAGGUGCAUCACCCCGGACGUGGCGCAGCGGCGAUGAACCGCAAGCACUUCAUCCCCACCAUGGCACUGAAGCUGAAGGUUGAAAAGUCGACCUUUGCGUGCCGCCUGCUCAGGUCCCAGAGCUGGGCCCCUGCGACGCUGCCAGCGCGGGAGAAGAGCGAGUUUGCUCCUCUCUUUGCCGAGGCAGAGCAGGACACCACCCCAACACUGACGUUUACGGCGCGCUGCGUGCUGGACGACGCGAACCUCUACUGCAGUGAUGGCUCACCGCUGGACAGUGGCCUUCCCUUAAAGGAGCUGCUCAGCCGCACGCACGUCCUUGGCGGCCUGGGCAAUUUUACCAGCCUGGACCGUGAGGAGUGCCGCAAUUCCUUUUCGAAGGUGUCUGUUGGCUCCAUUGACGCCCCCGUUCAUCUGACUAAGACUGGCAGAAGCGUCGCCGUCGGCGCCGUCAUGGAUGUGAGUGCCCCCAAAGUUUGCAUCGCAACUCGCUUUGUGAGUAUACUUAGCCAGCUCACACAGGAAAUGCCCUCCGUGUCGCUCCGUGAUCUUUUUAGGCCUCACACGGCGUCAAAGGCGACAAGCCAUGGGACGACCUCAACGCCACACCAGCCGCCACGACGGCCUUCCAUGGGCGAGAUGGAGGGAGUAGCGGCAACUGCCGGAAAGGAGCGGCACGCUGAUCCAUUGAAUCCACACGCAGGGCCACAUGCAGUGCACAGCGGUCCCACUUUGUACCAACUUGAAGUUACAGCGCGCGUUGAGCGUGGUGAGGUAAAGAUUUACUCCCUUCAGAGAGACACUCCUCCCGGUGUUCCCGGCACCUCGCAGGCCGCAGAGGGUUUGGCGAGCAAGAGAACCCGUUCCUUCCGACAGCGCGUGAGGUUCGCCCCUGAGCCGCUUGAUAAGGACAACAAGGGUUCUGACCCAGCAGAUGGCGCCACUGUGGUGUACCCCAUGGCGGAGCUGCUUACCUUUCCGACGGCGGAUACCACCGCCACGGUGCUGGCAACUGUGUCCGACUCCGCGAUUCCCGAUCAGGAGGUGAUUGCCCGCGUGGAGAUGCAGGCGGGGGCGGCUGAAAUUGGACCCUCCAUCAUGUCCCUCGCAGAAGAAAUUGAGGCGUGGGCAGCGGUGCAGGACCGCAGCAACAGUGGGCGCGUGGCGAAGCUCCUUGGCCUUGUGAGGGAGUGGGAGAAGGACAUGGCCAGCAGCGGCCUUGCACUACAUUCGUCCAUAGCCGACGUGGCGCUGCCAGUGCCCCGCGGCUUCGCGGAGGCGGUGGCACAGGCCCGACCGACGUCGAACGUCUUGAGUGUACUGCGGCAACAACGGCAGCAGCAGCGGCGGCGGGAACUCAAAGUUGCGUCUCCGCCGCCGGAGGUUCCGAACUCCUCGGUCGCAGGGGCCACAGCUGGUGGCGGCCGCACGCGGAAUAUUUUUGCUAGCAUUCACAUCCGCAUUACGGGAUUGCGCUUUGUGCUGACGACAAAGCCCGCCUCGACGGUAACCCUCGCACUCUUCCAGGACGAUCGUGGAGGCAGCCUUGACUUCUUCGUGAAGCGGGUGCUGAGGUCGCCACCGGCACGGGUGGACGACGCGACAGCGUUUGAGCAGCCAACGGUGUCCUUCAUCCUCUGCGUUCGGCGGACGCGGCUGGAAUGUCAGGCGAAGCUGGAGGUGAAGUCAUUUGAGAUGUUCUUGCCGGAGGUUGUGGCGUGCACCGCGUUGCGACGGCGCCAGCGUGCGUGGGAGCUGACAAAUGUAUACGUGCAUACCCCAUUGGAUGUCGCGGGUGGCGUUGAUGCGGAGAUAACGGUGCGGGCGCCGCACAUGGCGCAGCUCUUCAUUGUACAGGAGCUCUGGCACAAGUCGCUGCUCGAGUCGAUGCACAGCAUUCGUCAGAUCUUCACACGCGGCGCAAACAUCAUAAAGGAAAACGUGAAGAAGGCCCCCGGGAUUCACCGGCGCAUCGAGGCGAUGAGUGAGGGCUGCGUAGAUGAGGCACUGAUGCUUCUCGUCACGGCUUCACGCAUGAAGGUGCGACUCGAACUUAGCGCUGGCAACGCGCAACAGGCAACUCUGGGCGGCAUCAGUUUUAUCAUGCUGAGAGCGCAAUCUGGCGGGCGGGCGUGUCGCAAGAUGUGCUUUGAUGCGGCGGUGCGCUCGAUAAUCGUGCGCUCUGAGGGUGUGCUCUCCGGUGUGGCCAACGUGGACAGCGUGCUUGUCAAGGGGUUCCUCAUUGCGAGCGCGCAGGGGGCGGGGACGUUGGCGCGGUCGCCGAGUGGACGCACCUUCCGCAAUGUGCUGUGCGUGCAGAAGCUGCACGCCAGGUGUAAGGAGCGGCAGUUGAAGGACGUGCUUGAGUGCGAGGUGACUGAGUUCUGCCUCGCGUCCAUGGACAGCGCGGGGGAGGCGCACAGCGCGGCUGUCGAGGCGACUGUGUCGCUGUGCAGAAGCAACGUUUUCGUGACGCCAAGUACCGUGCCGGCGAUACUCAAUACCGUCAGCAGCGUGGGCGAGAUUGUGGCCCAGCAGCGGGAGGUGUCCGCUUCGCAGUUGCGCGACAGUGGCGUGCAGGCGACCCGCGCAACGUUCUCAGUGCAGCUAAAGGAAGUCUUCUGCGACAUGGCGUUGUUACUGGACCAGCGAAAAGUCGUUGCUGGCGGUGAAAGACCCCUGCCGGUAUCAGACAGUGACGCGCCGAAUAGCGACAACGACGGGAAUGCUCAGCGGGGAGUCCCGCAGUGGCAGCAGAGCCGUCGCCGUCGCUGCCGAGGCGGAGCGGAGCCUUAUCCCCUGCAUGGGCAACCCGCUCACCCGCAUCCCGUGUGGCUCGAUCACCGUGAGGCUGGAGCAAACGACGCUGCUGCUUGGCACGGCCUCGGCCGGCGGCACCAGCUCCGGGAGCCUCGUUGCGAGCUUCCCCACGGCGACGCUCGCCUUCGCGGAGUGCCCCAGCGAGGGGGACACGGCGGUGAAGAAGGUGCUUGA
Messenger RNA from Trypanosoma conorhini, 4350 nucleotides. RefSeq lists its product as uncharacterized. Gene Ontology annotation, cellular component: membrane. The coding region runs from base 1 to 4350 and encodes 1449 amino acids. The record is from RefSeq and is a predicted model, not a curated record. Gene Ontology annotation, biological process: fermentation. The transcript has a single exon. NCBI's taxonomy places the organism in Eukaryota, Euglenozoa, Kinetoplastea, Trypanosomatida, Trypanosomatidae.